AUGGACACCUUCGAGCGUGAGCGCACGACGAAGGGGCUGCGCCUUCCGCACGGAUGGUGCGAGUGCCCGGAGAUGGGGGCGCCCAUCGACGACGGAUUCGGGCCCCUGAUUCCGUGCAAGGUGCCUCUAGGUCGUCAGUGGGUCGGAUGCGUGCCCUCCAGCGUGCACUUUUCACCACAAGCUGCGGUCGAUCUCGCGUUCACGAGCUACAACGUCGUAAUCGGACUCGUCGUGGAUCUCACGUACAGUGACAAGUACUACAUGCCCCAGGAAUUUGUACAGCUCGGAUGCAACUACUGGAAGGAGCCUUGCAGGGGUCGUAACGCGUCGCCGGACCCGAAGGCCGUCAACAGCGUGUGUCACAUCAUCACGCAGCAACAGGCGGACCCUGAUUUCGUGUUUGAGGAUCAGGUUUCAGGCGAAAAGCGGAAGAUGGGGGUACUCAUCCACUGCACGCAUGGAUUCAAUCGGACAGGAUUCGUCGUCACUGCGCUUCUGCACCGCCGUAGACUGGCCGGAAAACUGGUGCCACUGGGCCACACAUUGCAAAUUUUUUCCCAGAAACGGUUUCCCGGCAUAUACAAGGAUCAGUACGUGAGCGAUCUAUUCGACUACUUUCACGAAGAUCGUCCCGAAUUCGUACGAACCCCGGAUCUACCGCAGUGGAAAGCAAGCGCCCGCGGAGUUGACGAUGAGGAUGAUGAUGGGGGCAUCAGUGUCGAGCAGCUCCACAGAGACGCGGAAACGCCGCGACGAAAUGGCAUCCCUUUCCUGCCCGACGGCAGCCCCGAUCUCGAGGAGGUCGGCGAGGACGUUCCCGACGAGCUGGCAGGGGUGAUCCAGAGGCUCGUCUGGAGCAAGGUCCGCGGCAACGAACUGGGGCAAGCUGAUGACGCAGUUCGCUUCCCUGGGUCUCAACCGGUGUCUCUCGAGCGGGAUCACGUCGGGAACAUCACCGCAGACGAAUACAAUGCCUGUGCUGCAGAGUGA
Molecule: messenger RNA, 990 nt
Organism: Pedinophyceae sp. YPF-701
Lineage: Eukaryota; Viridiplantae; Chlorophyta; Pedinophyceae
Source: the annotation of a GenBank genome assembly